UUUGAACUUAGAGUAAACAAAAGUGACCCAGCGAGACACAGUCACUGAGUCCACUGACUGAGUUCCAGUGGGUUUCUGUGGAGGUAGAAAACCACUCCAGAUGCACACUUCUCAGAAGACUUCAGCUCUGAGGGUACUGAUCUUCAUUAUUAUCAUAGUGCUUGCUUCAAGUACUUCGUGCAUGCAUGGAAAGCAGACGACACAGAACAUUUCAGCCCUUCCUUCAAAAGUUAAUACUUCACUGACUGUGCUGAUGGAUACAAAGGCUGUGCUCUGUUGCUAUCCUAUCCCAUUGACAAAUGUGGUGCUAAUAACAUGGGAAAUAAUCCUCAGAGACAGGCCGACCUGCAAAAUAUCCUACAAGGAAGAAACAAAUAAGACCACAGGCGAAUGUACUAAGGCAAUCACCUGGGCCUCCAGACCUGAUGUAAACCCUGGACUUCAGAUCCACCCAGUGGCUCUCAGUCAUGACGGCUAUUACAGGUGUCAAAUGGCAACACCUGAUGGGAAUUUCGAUCGUGGGUAUCACCUCCAAGUGUCAGUUUGCCCCAAAGUGACGCUGUCUCCUGUCAAGAACAGAACCGCGGUGUGCAAGGCUGUUGCAGGGAAGCCGGCUGCGCAGGUCUCUUGGGCCCCCAUAGGGGACUGUGUCACUGAGCACGAACAUUGGGACAAUGGCACAGUGACUGUCUGGAGUACAUGCCAUUGGUCAGAUAGCAAUGUGUCUGCUGUGACCUGCUCUGUCUCCCAUUUGUGUGGCAAGAAGAGUUUAUCCCAACGUCUGCUUCCUGAUUUCAGAGACCUGGGAUAUCCAGUGUCAUCUUUACUGAUCAUUCUCUACGUGAAACUCUGUCUUUUCAUGGUCAUUCUGGUCAUGCUGGGAUGCAUUUUCUUCAAGAACAUAGAUGACUGCAGGAAAGUGCUUUAAAAAUAAAGAAAAGAAAGGAUCCUCUUUUGCUUUUCCUCCUGAUCUCCUGGAACGCAAUGCUGGUGUAAAGAUUGAAAGUCUGGAAGCCAACCUGAGCCAUAGGUGACUGAGGAUAAAAGGCACUCACUAAGCUGGAGAGAAAGAAAGAUGGGAGCAACCUGGGCGUGAUGACCAUGGAGUUGUCCUAUGAACCCUAGGCCACCCACCUGCU
Molecule: messenger RNA, 1139 nt
Organism: Lepus europaeus (European hare)
Lineage: Eukaryota; Metazoa; Chordata; Mammalia; Lagomorpha; Leporidae
Product: cell surface glycoprotein CD200 receptor 2-like
Exons: 6
Coding region: 101-928 (275 amino acids)
Biological process (GO): regulation of neuroinflammatory response
Cellular component (GO): external side of plasma membrane
Molecular function (GO): signaling receptor activity
Source: RefSeq, a predicted model, not a curated record